Molecule: messenger RNA, 901 nt
Organism: Selaginella moellendorffii
Lineage: Eukaryota; Viridiplantae; Streptophyta; Lycopodiopsida; Selaginellales; Selaginellaceae
Exons: 4
Coding region: 26-340 (104 amino acids)
Source: RefSeq, a predicted model, not a curated record
UUACGGUUUCAAGACUUCUGACCAAAUGGUGAUAGUUAUUGUUUGGAAUGCGGUGGACUUAGUUUUCAAGAACAGGAGGUUUGCACAAUCCUUGAUGAAGGAAUUAGCUCUGAAUCUAUCAGGUGGCAAAGAUCAAGUUUAUGCUGUGGGAGUUUUGACGAACGAAAUAUGCAAGCAAAAAGCGAUCCAGAAGCACCUCGAGUUUUCAGAUGUUCGUGAGAUAUUUCGAGCAGUAAAGACAAUUUUGAAGGAGGCACGCAUGGACCAAGCUAAGUCCAAGCAGCUUUUCCACUUAGAGAUCAGCAUCCGAGAUGCGUUUGGAUCGCAAGUCCUAGUUUAAGCUGUGGCAAAGAGCUCGGGUGUUCCGUGGCUUUUGGGAACCCUGUGCUUGAGCUUCAUCUGCCGCAUCCUGGAAAGGUCAGUCGAUUUUCCGGGCUUGGCGAUGGUGGCAUCAGUUUUUUUCUUCACCACUGAUGGUGAAGCUCUUUUCGUUCAAGCCGCCGUCAUCCUCGGCAUCCCAGCGAGGAUCAAGAUUAAACGCCUCGGUGAAAGAAGCCGUCCGAAUUGCCUCUACUUCUUUACUCACCUGGAUCUUCUCCUCGUGCCUGUGUAACAUGCUGAUUGAAGCCGCUGCUCGCGACUGCUUCUCAAGGACAGCGUACGUAUCUUCCAUGCAUACGCUCGCCACGGUUGUGACAGUGAUGCUCUCAAAGCUGUGAUAGGCAGACAGCGGUGCUCGUGGAUCGAACUCGCCAUGGCGUUCCAUCGUAGCAUUCUACUCACUCAAACAGCUCCUCCUCCCGCGGCCAAGAAGAAAACUGAAAGUCUUUCUUGGCAUGUUGGGCGAGGGAGAAGCUGAUUAACGAUAUUGAAUGGAAAGAUAAACAACAACAAUGAUUUA